Solea senegalensis (Senegalese sole) is the source of this 1371-nucleotide messenger RNA. Its product is annotated as pre-mRNA cleavage complex 2 protein Pcf11-like. Gene Ontology annotation, cellular component: cytoplasm; mRNA cleavage factor complex. Lineage: Eukaryota; Metazoa; Chordata; Actinopteri; Pleuronectiformes; Soleidae. The record is from RefSeq and is a predicted model, not a curated record. Gene Ontology annotation, biological process: termination of RNA polymerase II transcription. The coding region runs from base 207 to 842 and encodes 211 amino acids. The transcript has 6 exons. Gene Ontology annotation, molecular function: RNA polymerase II complex binding; mRNA binding.
GUCUGUGCUGAUUGUUUCCAGAGUCGUCUGCCGUCGUGACUCCGGCAGCUGCGCCGGUGGAAGAGGAGGAAGAGGAGGAGCAGGAGGUGGAGGAGGAGGAAGACGACGUCCCGGACCUCACCAGCUUUACUGUGGACGACCUAAAACAGCGCCACGAGACUGUUGUGACGAAGCUGUACUCAGGGAACCAGUGCUGCCUGUGCAGCAUGAGGUUCACCGCCGCGCAGACCGACAUGUACGCCGACCACCUGGACUGGCACUUUAGACAGAACCACGCGGGCAAGGUGGCGAGCAAGAAGGUCACACACCGGCGCUGGUACUACAGCCUGAGGGACUGGAUCGAGUUCGAGGAGAUCGCAGACCUGGAGGAGCGAGCCAAGAGUCACUUCUUUGAGAAGGUGAACGAGGAGGAGGUCCAGAAGAACCAGGCGGCCGCCAAGGAGAAGGAGUUCCAGAGUGUCAGAGCCACCAAGGACCAAGUGGGAGAGUCGUGUGAAAUCUGUCAAGAGCCGUUUGAGACGUACUGGGUGGAAGAAGAGGAGGACUGGUUUCUGAAGGACGCUGUGAGAGUGGACGACAAGAACUUCCAUCCCGCCUGUUUUGAAGAUUAUAAAAAUACGACAUAUGUCGAUGCGACGCCGUCGCCCAACAAGCUGCUCACCGAUCAUCCGCUCGGCUCCUUCGUGAAGACCGAGGAAGACGUGGAGGAAACUUCCUGCGCUGUUGCUGCCGCCGUCUCAGUCAAACAGGAAGUGGUGCCCGAGGCCGCCGAGCUCCCUGAUAUGAAGAAAGAGGUGGAGGAUUUCACAGAAGAAGUAAAACCGGAGGAGAGUAAAUCGUGAACGGCGUGCGCGCUGCUGCUAAUAAUGCGCCGUCAACGCUGUUUUAGCGUUCUGGGGGAGGGGAGGGAGGGGCAGAGCUUGCAGCGACGUAACUGGUCAAUACAUUUUUGUAUUUGGAUUCUUACACGACCAUUUCAGGUCAUCUCCUCUGUGUGAACUGAUCGUACAAUGAUUUGUUGAAAUGAUUUAAUUUAUAAAUUAAAAAGUAUUUUUGGAAUCUGUUGUUGUGACGGUGUCUGAACGAGCGUCGCUUUGUUUCCCUUCAUCUCGUAGUUUCAGGUGUUUUACGUUUGAAUGAGCGUCUCCGGCGGGCGGCUUUAAAAAAAAAAAAGGUAAGCAUCAUUGCCAUUGAAGACAAACUCCGCCCACUCAUCAGGAUUGGUUCACUCUGAAGAUGCUGAUUCAUUUGUUUUUGUUUUUUUGGUGAGGGUUUUUUCUUCGUCCCUCAUUUUCAAUAAAUAAAAAAGUCUGAAACGUGUUUGUGGAUGAUGAUUUCCCUCAAAAUAAAAGCUUGUCUGCGUUAAAACAA